GAUCGUAAUAUCAGCUUGCACUACGAACGGCCUUGUGAAACAAACCCCAUCCCCAUGCCUUUUGCCAGCUAGCUGCAGCGAGCUAGCUCUGCUCUGCGGCGCGCCAGCUGCGCUGCGCUGCCUGCCUCCUCGAUCGAACCGGCCAGGCGCGGGAUGCCUAUCAGAUAGCGUUGCUGUACACCGGUGAGACGGUACGGUUGCGUCAUCGAGCACGUCGACCCAUCCGCUGAUCUUUUAUGUAACGUCGUAUUAAGCGCAAGAUCUUCUCUAAAAUGCCUGACAAGUUAGUUUUCUUCUGCAAUGGUAGAAAGAUCAUUGAAAAAGAUGCAGAUCCUGAUACUACUCUUGAUGUUUAUCUUCGGACAAAGCUGAAGCUCCAGGGAACCAAACAAGGAUGUGGUGUAGGGGCAUGUGGGUCAUGUACUGUGAUGCUUUCAUAUGUACAUCCACAAACAAAAUCUAUACGCAAUGAAUCCAUUGUUUCUUGCCUGACACCAAUUUGUGUUCUUCAUGGCAAAGCAAUCACUACAGUAGAAGGUAUUGGAAGCUGCAGAGAUAGGCUCCAUGUUGUUCAGGAGCGUCUUGCCAAGAGCCAUGGUUCUCAAUGUGGUUUCUGCAGUCCAGGAAUGGUCAUGUCCAUGUACACUCUACUACGGAACAAUCCAAAGCCACAAGUCAAGGAUAUCCUCAGGUACCUUGAAGGCAACCUAUGUCGUUGUACUGGAUAUAGACCAAUCCUUGAUGGAUUUAAAUCAUUCUGUGGGAAGGAGAACUGUUGUCAGGGUACAGGAGGUUCUUCUCAGUCACAAAAUGAGGACCAGCCCGUUAGUGUGGUGAUGGAUGAUGGUGAUUGGAAACCAUACGAUCCUUCUCAAGAACCAAUAUUUCCUCCUGAACUUCAAACCGAUGCAGAAGAAUACAAUAAGACUGUGACCUUUCAGAGGGGUCAAUCCAAGUGGAUUGUGGCGUCAACUUUAGAAGAACUUCUUCAACUCCUUGCUGCCAACUCACAGGCUCAGCUUGCCAUGGGAAACACUGUAAUGAGUGUUCGCAAGUAUGAAGGUGAACGUUUUCCUCUUCUUGUCUCACCGAGCAGUGGAGUCCUAGAGCUGAUGGAGGUUGUGACCUCUGAUAGAGGGGUUACCAUUGGGUCAGGGGUCAGUGUGGCACAGUUUGAAGAGCAUCUAAGGGAGCUAGUAGAACGGCUUCCAGAACACCAGACCAGGUUUGCAAGGGCUAUACUUGACAUGCUUGGUCAAUGGGCAGGACAACAGAUUCGCAACAUGGCAAGCAUUGGUGGAAGUAUAGCGGGUGCAAGUGGAAUGCUGGAUCUUUGUAUCAUCCUUAUGGCAACCAACACAACAGUUACUCUUGUGAAAGCUGGAGGAAUCAGACGCACUGUCGCUUUGGACAAGGAUUUUUACCCAGAAUCCAAUAAAUCAGUUUUAAAGAGAGAUGAGAUCAUUGAAUCAUUGCAUAUACCUUUCUCAGGGAAGAAUGAGUACUUCUUCUCUCAUAAAGUUGCUGAGCGUCGCCAUAACUCUCGUUCUUCAAUCAGCUGUGGAUUCAGGGUGACCUUUGAGACUGAAGGUCAAAAGGUCAAUGAUCUAUGUCUAGUGUUUGGUGCUGUUGAUGAUAAUCCAUUCAUUGCUCAGAAAACAUGCAAUGCACUUAUUGGACAAGCUUGGAACCAAAGUUUUUUACAAGAUGCAAUCCAGUCUGUCAACCAGGAGAUUAGACCAACCCCUCAUCCCUAUGAUGCUUCAUCAGAGUAUAGGAAGAGCGGUAUGGUGACAUGUCUUCUAAGGUUCUAUGUUCAAGUGUCACAACUCAUCGACAACAACCAGGCAUUGACUGGUCCAUUCUCUCAAGGUCAGCUGUCAGAUCCCAGCAUUCCUGCAUCCUACAACGAUGAAGGUCCAGUCAGUACACAGAUCUAUCAGCCUCCACCUAAAGACCAACCUGAUGCGAAUCCUCUUGGUCGACCUAUCAUUCAUAAAGGAGCUCUUCAGCAAUGCUCUGGGGAGGCCAUCUUCAGUGAUGAUAUACCAGUCCAUGAAGGAGAACUGUAUUUGGCUUUGGUCCUAAGUACGAGAGCUCAUGCAAAGAUAAUCUGUGUUGAUGCAAGCAAGGCCUUGGCUCUAGAAGGAGUACAAGCAUAUAUAUGUCACAAGGAUAUACCUGGUGAUAAGUAUAUCCGUGAUGGUUUUGAGCUGUUUGCAGCAGAGGAGGUUCACUGUGUUGGGCAGGUCAUUGGUGCUAUUGUUGCUACCUCAAAUCGUCUUGCCAACAAUGCAGCCAAACUGGUUGAAAUCCAGUAUGAAGACCUCCAUCCACGCAUUUUGACCAUCCAGGAUGCAAUCAAAGAGGAUUCUUUCUUCAAGGGUCCUGAUAUAGACUCUGAGUUCAACUAUGGUGACCUGGAGGAGAGUUUCAAACAAUCUGAUAGGAUCCUUGAAGGAACCUUUGAUGUUGGUGGACAGGAACACUUCUACAUGGAAACUCAGACAUGUGUAGUUCGACCUGGAGAAGAUGAUGAAAUGACUAUCCAUGCCUCCUCCCAGGCUCUUACAAAUGUACAGGUUGGGGUAGCCAGAGUUCUUGGUGUUCCUCGUAACCGAAUUGCAGUUCAGAGCAAGAGGAUUGGGGGAUCAUUUGGAGGAAAAGAGGAAAUCCUCUCACACUUUGCAGCAUGUGCUGUAGCUGCCAAAAUGUUGGGUCGGUCUACACGUAUCCGUUUAGAUCGUACAACAGAUAUGCUGAUGUCUGGUGGAAGGCAUCCAUUACAUGCAAAGUACCGUGUUGGUUUCCGUAAUGAUGGGCGUAUCCUUGCUGUCGAUGCUGAUCUGUACUUUGAUGGAGGCUUCCUUAAUGAUGCCACUGCGUGGGUAAUGCGGCAAGCAACGCUUGUGUUUGAGAGUUUUUACAGCUUUACUGGUUUCCGUGUGAAAGGUCACUGCUGUCGUACAAACCUGCCUUCUAACACUGCUAUGAGAGGAUUUGGUUGCCCUCAGUCCUUAGCUGUCACUGAACACAUCUUGUCUGAAGUAGCCAUAGCCACAGGUGUCUCACCAAGAAUGGUACAUGAACUGAACUUCAAACCUGAUGGAGCAUCAGUGAUAGAGGGUGCUAACCCAAUGGAAAUGGAUAUCUUCAGAGAAUGUUGGGAUACCUGUCUCCGACUGAGUGACUAUGAUACAAGGAUGAAUGCUGUGGAGCAAUUCAACAGGAUGAAUACCUGGAAGAAACGAGGUCUGUCUAUCAUCCCAACCAAACAUGGCAUCGGAAUAUUUGGUAUGCCUGCCCUCAAUCAGGGAGGAGCUCUGGUUCACAUUUAUACUGAUGGUUCUGUGUUGAUCAACCAUGGUGGUAUUGAGAUGGGACAGGGACUCUAUACUAAAAUUGUUCAGGUUGCAAGUACAACCUUGGACAUCCCUGUAAGUAAGAUUCAUACUAGUGAUACUGCUUUAGACAAGGUUCCAAAUACAACAACCACAGGUGGAAGCAUUGGUACUGAUUUACAAGGUAGUGCUGUAAAGGCAGCCUGUGAUGUGUUGAAGGAGCGCUUAGAGCCAUACCGAACAGCAAAUCCCAAGGGAACUUGGGAAAACUGGGUCCAAGCAGCCUAUCUUGACAGAGUAAGCCUUUCAACUGCAGGCUUUUACAAGAGGCCUGGUCCAACAUUUGACUGGGUUACAAAAACCGGUAAUCCUUAUUACUAUUUCACCAUGGGAGUAGGUGUAUCUGAGGUUGAGAUAGAUUGUCUUACUGGAGAGCAUCAGUUAUUACGCACUGAUAUCAUCAUGGAUGUUGGCAAGAGUAUCAACCCUGCAUUAGAUAUAGGACAGAUUGAGGGAGGUUUCCUCCAAGGUUAUGGUUACUUUACCAUGGAAGAGAAAAGAUUCAACCAAGAGGGUGCCCUGACUACUAACGGACCCGACUCGUACAAGAUACCAUCAGUGAAAGACAUCCCUAAAGAAUUCAAUGUGACUCUCCUGAGAAACAUGCGUACCCCUGAAGAUAAUCUCUACUCCUCAAAGGGCAUUGGAGAACCACCAUUCUUUAUUGGGGCAUCUGUAUUUUUUGCCAUCAAGCAUGCCCUCUGUUGUUCUCGCUCUGAUAAUGGACUGACGGGUGUCUUUGAUCUCAAUGCUCCAGCCACAGUUGAGAGAGUACGCUUGACGUGUGGGGAUCUUAAGACGAAUGACUAAGUUCAUUGUAAUGGAAUAUUUCUCUUCUGGGCCAAGUUUUCAUGAAAGGUGUUAUCACUGGAAAUUCUUUAAUAUUUUAGUUCAGUCAUUGGUUUUCAUUUGCUGAGAAGCAUCAAUCUCUGAUUGUUACCAUAUAAACUGUCAGGGAAAGACUUAUUAAUGCCAAAACUACUAAAACAAUGCUUAGAAUUGCCUUCUAAUUUGCUUAGCUUGUAACUAUAUGCAAUUUAUCAUAAUCUUAAAAUAGUUGUCUAAAUCCUAUUAUGAAGAAAUGGUAAUUGUUAAGGUGAUUCAUUAUUUUUGUUUGCAUUACAAUUUUUUUUUUAAUAUAGUCAUUGGGAUAUACAAUCAAGUCUCAAACAAGGAGAAUAAAAUUUUGACCUCUCUUAAUCAAUGGUGCUUGAUAUCAAGAAUGAAUGGGUAAACUACCACGGGCAUGAUAUUGCCAGUAUUCUAUCAAUUUGAUUGAAAUCUUGAAAUAAGAAACAAAAUCAAUCUUAAAUCAGUACUAUUACAUUUUAAUUGUGAAAUAUAUAGCAGAAGAAUAUCAUGUGAAAAUAAACAUCAUCUUUGAGAGAAGAACAACACAGUAUUACUGUAAUUGAUACAAAAUAUUUUUUACAAUGUACAGGCAUAACAAUCUACUAUUUAAGAGAUGAAUGAAUCUAUUUUUUAUUUUUUGCUUUUUUUCAAGAAGUAGAGUCUGAGCCAGAUCACAAUUUGUAAUUUUGCACGAUUACACAGAACACUGAGAAAUAGAUUUUGUGAUAAAAUGUUUGUACACUGUACUUUCUAAAAAGUCUUUGUACAAAGUGCUAGCCAUCUCCAACUUUUUGUAAGUGUUUGGACUUGGUACAUUUGGAGAAUAUGGUUAAAUGAUUGUGAUGGAUUGAUAGUGAUUGAUUGCUUUAUUGAUGUUUAACUAUUUCAUUUCAUUUUGUUUAUUUCCAUUUUCAACAAUUACAGUUUGUUUUGUAAAUUUUGACAUACAAAUAACAAACAUAUUUCAGGUAUCCCUUACAAAAAUUGUGUUCAAGGUUAUUACAUAUCAGGUUGACAUAAUGACUAUUAUGUAAUUUUGCAUGAUUUCAGUCAAAAUUGAAGUGAACGAAGUGCAUAGAUUUGCUAUUUAGAAUAUGCAGCUUACUAAGUGUGUGUGUGUGUUCAGAGUGAUGAUUUUAAAUUUUUGAUGUGGUGUUUCCAGAACGGAAAAUUCAAUAAAACAUGUAUGUCCAACAGCCUGUAUACGGGACAAUACUGAAAUAGGUUGUCUCUGCUUUGCAUUUCAUAUGGAAAGGUGUAAUUCUCAUCAAUUAUCUUGGCUUCAGCAGCAGUUCAUGAAGUAGGAUUUGAGGAAUGGGGUUGGAUGUACAAAAGGCGGGUUUUUUAUUUUCAUUCAAGUAAUGAAAUAUGUUGUUCCGUUCUGUAUAUUAAUGCCAUCCUGCCUGAUGUCCCGCAUGCCCCCAUUCCCCUACAAUCUCAGAACACACUACGGCAAACACUGCCUGUAAACCAUUUUACUCAUUUGAAUUUCAAAUCAAACCAUUGCAAACUAUACCUACAAAUUAACUGGAAAACACUGCCUGUGAAUCAUUUUGCUCAUUUGAAUUUCAAAUCACACCAUUGCAAACUAUACCUACAAAUUAAGUGGAAAACACUGCCUGUGAACCAUUUUACUCAUUUGAAUUUCAAAUCACACCAUUGCAAACUAUACCUACAAAUUAAGUGGAAAACACUGCCUGUGAACCAUUUUACUCAUUUGAAUUUCAAAUCACACCGUUGCAAACUAUACGUGCAAAUUAAGUGGAAAAACUGCCUGUAAAACAUUCUGCCGUACUUUUGGCAAAAGGAAGCAAGUUACAAAAGUAUCAUUUGUUGUAGAUGAGCAAUGUGUGUUCGUCAUUUACAUAGGCAUCACUGCAAUUUAACAGCAUAUUUUCUUCAAUAUCUUUCCAUAGAACGAUAAUUUCUUCCCCAAAUUUUGCCUGAACGUGCAACAUACAAAGGGUGUUUCAGAAACAACAGUAACUCAAAUUUGACUGAUGUGUCACUUGCUUCCUUUUGCCAAAGUUGGGCAGCAUUGUACAAACACAAACUACUUUUACUACCUGGAAAUAAUGUAUCUUUGAUUUUAUAAAUGCCUAGGACAGUAUUAUUCACAGACAUUUUGAAUUUUGAGGAAUAUUAAUGCCAUAUAUUAUCAUACCAAAGAGUUAAAUUUUGAUUUUCUGUAGAAAUCACUGAGGUCAGUCAUGAAGAUUUUACUUCUGUUUAUUCAUUUUUUAUAAUAAUUUUGAGGAAUAUCAUUAAUGCCAUAUAUUAUCAUACCAAAGAGUUAAAUUUUGAUUUUCUGUAGAAAUCACUGAGGUCAGUCAUGAAGAUUUUACUUCUGUUUAUUCAUUUUUUAUAAUAAUUUUGAGGAAUAUCAUUAAUGCCAUAUAUUAUCAUACCAAAGAGUUAAAUUUUGAUUUUCUGUAGAAAUCACUGAGGUCAGUCAUGAAGAUUUUACUUCUGUUUAUUCAUUUUUUAUAAUAAUUUUGAGGAAUAUCAUUAAUGCCAUAUAUUAUCAUACCAAAGAGUUAAAUAUUUGAUUUUCUAUGAAAAUCUCUGAGGUCAGUCAUGAAGAUUUUACUUCUGUUUAUUCAUUUUUUUAUACGCCCGUCUAUAUAGACGGGACGUAUUAUGGUAUCACGCUCGUUGUCCGCCUGUCUGUCCGUUAACUUUUUCUUGUAAACGCGAUAACUUCUGUUUAACUUAACCUAGGCUCAUAUAAUUUGGUGUGUAGAUCCCAAGAAGCCUAUUGAUUUUGAGGGUAAAAGGUCAAGGUCACAGUGACAUGUUUUCAUCUUACCCUGCUGAAGUCCUUGUUAACGCGAUAACUUUAGUUUAACUUAACCUACAGUGUGAGUCAGAAAAAAUGCUACACUUUUUAAAUUAAGUAUUUUCAAAGAAAAUGUGGGAUUCAGAGGGAAUUCUAGCAUGUAUGGAUAGAGUAAAUAUUCCUUUGUCACUUGUUAAAAUUGUUUCAUUGUCGUUGUUAUGGUUGAGUGCACAACAGCCAUUGUUUGAAAAAAUGUCAAAACCCAUUUGCGCCAAGUCAGGUGAUUACCUGCUGAAACAGAGACAAAAGCAUUCACACAAACAAUGAGCGUAAAGUUUAUGCGUAUGUUUAUUAAUCAAGAAAAAUAAACACGAGAACCAGUAAAUCAAUAAAUUAUCUUCACUGAAAAAAUCCUUUUCAUUGUCAUUUUGGCCAUAACUUGGACAAAGCUUCCCGCCUUCAAUCUUCCAUAUAUUUACUCUAUCUAUACAUGCUAGAAAUUCUCUCUGAAUCCCACAUUUUCUUUAAAAUAUACUUAAUUUACAAAGUGUAACAUUUUUUCUGACUCGCACUGUAUAGGCUCAUAUAAUUUGGUGUGUAUGAUACUAGCAUAUAUCCCAGGAAGCCUAUUGAUUUUGAGGUCAGACAGUCAAAGGUGAAGUCGCCACCUUCGACUUUUCUUGCUUGAUGAAUAACUCCAUUUUCCACGUUACAGGCGGGCGUAUUAUAUGCUCGCCUUAGCGACACUCUUGUUUUCUUUAUUUAGCAUUCUAAUGCAUUGUCACACUUGAGAAACCCACUCCAUUCAGAUUGAUGGUAUGUAUAGUAAAUUUUGUCAAUCUGGAGUCAUGUUCUUGGUGGUUUGAUUGUAGCAUUGAUUGAACUGUAGAAUUCAUGGACAUUGAACCUGUUAACAAUAAAAGUGUUCAACUUGCUCAACUCUAAAGCUGCAAAGUGCACUUUUCUGGAGCACCAAGUGUAUUGCUCAGUAUCUUGAUAUAUCAUAAACUUGCCUUCAGUAAAUGUCUAGUAAUGUAAUUCAUUAUUUGAAUGAAUGUUAUUCCUUCCUUGCAUCUGUGCUUGUGAAAGUCUUUCUCUUAUCAUAGAAUAAUAUUUAUGGAGAGUAAAAAUCACAUAUUAAUAUCUUCUGUAUUAAAUAAAAUUUCUUUUGAGAUCUUUUGAUUAGUUUGCUGAUUGUAAUGCAUUGUAUCAUGAUAGUAAAAUACUUUAAAUCUGAUUUUGAAUAAAAAUUGAUUAUUAAUAAGUGUACAAAAAAUUGCUUCUGAUACUUUUACCUGUGUAAUUUUUCCACAAGUGUGUUACAUUGAACUAUACAUGUAUGGAUUUUACUCAAUUUAUAUCACUAUUGUUACUUUAAAUAUUUGCCAAUAUAAAUCUUUCAUGAAUACUAUAAAAAUAUGUAUUUUUAGAUUGUUUAGUGAUUAUUAUUGAAAUAAGGCACUGCAGCUGUUUGAUUAAGUGAUGAAAUCGUCUUGGUCAAUGACUUGAUAAAUUUCAUGUUAGAAAUUGUUUUCUAAAGACCAUGUGUGAUUUUUUUUCGGUAUUACGACAUUUGCUCUUAUGACAAUUACUCCUCUGUUGAUUUCUAGAGUAGAGAUAAGGUUUUUAGUUCAUAGUCAUGUGAAGAUUAGGAUUAAGGUGAAAGAAAGGUUUGAAGCUUUGUUUUAUGUUUGGCUUCAUGUGUGUUUAUCCAAUCGGAGCAAUUGCAAGAGCAAAUGUCAGGAAUCUGAUUUUCUCUGUGUUUUGUUGUGUAAGAUCAUCUAAUGAUUUACUACUUAAAGUUAACAAAGUAUAUUGAUAAAUAUAGCAUAUAUUAAGUAUCCUAUUCACAUAAAAGAUGUGUAUUUUAGUGUGUGUGUGUGUGUGUGUAGUAAUAACAUUUAAUUUCACAUUCAUUUAUUAUCUUCUCUUUUGUGUUAGAUCAUGUAAUGAUCAAUGACCUAUCUAACAUCAAUAAAGCAUACUGAUAAACAUUGCAAAUCA
This is a messenger RNA of Lytechinus pictus (painted urchin), 9036 nucleotides long. RefSeq names its product xanthine dehydrogenase/oxidase-like. Bases 273 to 4211 code for a protein of 1312 amino acids. The record is from RefSeq and is a predicted model, not a curated record. Lineage: Eukaryota; Metazoa; Echinodermata; Echinoidea; Temnopleuroida; Toxopneustidae. The transcript is spliced from 31 exons. Gene Ontology annotation, molecular function: 2 iron, 2 sulfur cluster binding; iron ion binding; oxidoreductase activity.